CACCGCUUUGGUUGAAAUUCUUUUCCACCAGGUGGCGACAAUGGAAAAUGUCCUAUUUGGCCUCUGUGUUUAUCUUUGGUUUUGAAGCCUAAAAUUUGUAAUUUAUUUUAAUCAUCGGUGAUUAAUUAAUUAAUCGUGUUUGUACAUUUAGUCUUUAAAAUCCGAAGAUGAGAAUUACCAGUUUGUUGAGAGCUGCAGGAAAACCUCGUUUGGCUUUAAUUGAUUUGGAUUAUACUUUAUGGCCAUGGGGAAUUGACCAAUUUAAAAUGGUUCCACCAUACAUGAAGAAAGAUAAUAGUGUUUACGAUGCUAAAGGUGUUAAAAUGGAACCUUUCCCUGAAGCUGAGAAGGCUCUUAAUUUGAUUAAAGAUCAUGGAAUUGAAUUGGCUGCUGUUUCAAGAUCUUACUAUUACCAUGGAGGACCGAUUCUCCUUUUCUAUUAUGGUUGGGAUAAAUUGUUCUCACACCAAGAAGUUUUCCCUGCUCGAAAAACUCGCCAUGCUACCAAUCUUCAUGAGACAACUGGUAUUCCCUAUUCAGAGAUGAUACUCUUUGAUGACGAGAAAAGAAACAUUGAUGAUUUGGCUCCUUUAGGUGUUAAUUGUAUCGAGGUUAAUCCCAAACAUGGAUUAACUGUUGAUUUGGUGAAAAAAGCUUUGGAAAAUCUUUCAAUGGGAGAAAAACAAAAACUCAAAGCAUCUAAUUAACCAACUAAACAUCUCUUUAACUACAAAAAUCACCUGAUUAUCAACAGAAAAGUAAAUUAAAGGAAACAAAUGUUACAGUUCCAAAGUGUUUCCUCAAUACUAGGAAGACCUUUUAAAGGUGGUCGAAAGAUAAACACCAUUAAUAUGUUAACUAGAUUUAACUCUAUUUAGGAUUGAUCAAUAAUUUUGUGAAUAAAUUUGUUCGACUUUCAAUGGUCAACUUAUCUAUUCUCCAAA
Molecule: messenger RNA, 944 nt
Organism: Panonychus citri (citrus red mite)
Lineage: Eukaryota; Metazoa; Arthropoda; Arachnida; Trombidiformes; Tetranychidae
Product: magnesium-dependent phosphatase 1-like
Exons: 2
Coding region: 168-707 (179 amino acids)
Molecular function (GO): acid phosphatase activity
Source: RefSeq, a predicted model, not a curated record